AUGAGCAAUUAAUUUGAAAAUCAAAAUAUUUGCUAAGAGAUUUAAACUUUCAAAGAAAAGCCCUAAAAUUAUGUUGUGGAUGCAUGGAAUUAUUACAAAGAUAUGAAAAUAAAAAUACAAAUUUAAAUCACAAUUACUAAAGAUGACUAUAUAAUUUAUUCUAGUAACGGAGCGAUUUUGAGGGCGUAAAUAUUAUUUAAAGUUACAUAGAGAAAAAUUUAAUGAUGCUUCUAACAAUCCAAUAAUAUUUAAAAAUAUGGAACAGAUUCGACAUCUUUCUUGGGAAAGUGAUAACAGGUUUAAUGAAAAGAAAAAUGGAAAAAGUAUUGCUUUUUGGAAUGGAAAUACUUUAAUAAAUGUUGGUGGGUACUACAAAAAAGGUUUAAGGCAAGGUUAAUGGAAAGAACUGAUGAAACAUUAUGGAAGGUAAAGAAAAUUAAACUACAAUAAUUAAUAGUGAAGCUAAAGUUUUUGAAUUUGGAGAGUAUUAUAAUGAUAGAAGAAUAAGAAAAUGGAUAUAUAUUUACAACAAUAAAAAAAUGUACUGAUAUUAAAAAUUAUAGCGAUGGCGGUUCCUAUAAUACCUAAGGAUUAAAGUAAGGUAAAUGGAAUGAAUUAAGUGAUAAUUUUUAGAAUCAAGCUUAAGUCACUUAUAUUGGCGAAUAUGAUUUAAAAGGUAUGAAAAUAGGUAAAUGGGAUAUUAUGUAUUAAUAAAAAUAAAUGUAAAUCUUAUAAAUUAUAAAAUAAUAUGUCAGUGGGGGUGGUUAAUAUGAUUAUAUAAAAGCUUAGAAGAUCGGGAAAUGGAUUGAGUUGUGUGAAGAGUUUGAGCAUAGUAAUUAAGUCACUUAUAUUGGUGAAUAUGAUAAGAAGGCUAUGAAAGUUGGUAGAUGGGAUAUAUGGUUUUAAGAGAUUUGUGGAAAAAAAGAAUAUAAAUCUAUGUAAAUCUUAUUGAAGUAUAUGUUAGUGGGGGUGGGUUAUAUGAUAAUUUAGGGGGUGAGAAAAAAAUUGGAAGUUGGAUUGAAUUGUGGAAAGGUUUUUAAAAUGAUUCUUAGGUCACUUAUAAAGGUGAAUAUAAUGAGCAAGGAAUGAAAGUAGGUAGAUGGGAAAUAUGGUUUUAAUAGAUUUGUGGAAAAAAAGAUUAUAAAUAAAUGUAAAUUUUUUUGAAGUAUAGAAAAAAACAAGUGGCGGUGGAUUAUAUGAUAACUUAGAGGGUGAUAAAAAAUUUGGAACAUGGAUAGAAUAGUGGAAUGGUUUUUCGAAGGAUUCUUAGCUCACUUAUAAAGGUGAAUAUGAUAAUAAAAGUCAAAAGGUAGGUAGAUGGGAUAUUUUGUAUUAGGGGGAAUAUGAUUUGGAAUUUUAGCAAAUGUAAAUAUUAUGUCAUAAAAAUAAAUAUUAGUGGGGGUGGAUUAUACAAAGAAGGUUAGGUAAAGAUUGAGAUGUGGAUUGAGUUAUGGGAUGGCUUUUGGAAUGAAGCUUAAGUCACUUAUAAUGGUUAAUAUGAUUCCAAAGGUAUGAAGAUAGGUAGAUGGGAUAUUAUGUAUUGCAAAAAGGGAGAACAUCAAUAUUAAUAAAUGUAAAUCUGAUAAUUUAUAUAUCAAAAUGUAAGUGGAGGGGGAUUGUAUGAUUAUGAAAAGGGUUAAAAAAUUGGCAAAUGGAUCGAGAUCUUUGAAGGGUUUUACUAUAGGAAAAAAGUCAUCAAUAUUGGUGAAUAUGAUUAAAAAGGAAUGAAAGUAGGUAGAUGGGAUAUUUGGUUUUAGGAGAUUUUUGAAAAAAAAGAAUUUAAAUAAAUGUAAAUAUUAUUGAAGUAUAGAAUCUUAUUUUAGUGGUGGGGGAUUAUAUUAAAAGGGUCAAAAGGUCGGAAAGUGGGAGGAAUUAGAUGACAGGUUUGAAGAAUAGAAUUAAGUUAUUUAUAAAGGUGAGUAUAAUUAAAAAGGUAUAAAAAUAAAUAGAUGGGAUAUUUUUUUUAAACGAGAAUAUGACAAAGAAUAUAAAUAAAUGUAAAUAUCAUAAAAUGAUAUAUUAGUGGUGGUGGAUUUUAUGAAGAGGGGCUAAAGAUUGGAGAUUGGGAAGAAUUAUGUGACAAAUUUUAUCUCAAGAAAUACUUCAUCCUCAUUGGGGCCUAUGAUUAAAAAGGUAUAAAAGUUGGCUUAUGGGUUGAAAGAAAAUAUGAUUAAAAAAAGCAGGAUUUAUAUUGA
Paramecium sonneborni is the source of this 2195-nucleotide messenger RNA. The record is from the annotation of a GenBank genome assembly. Lineage: Eukaryota; Ciliophora; Oligohymenophorea; Peniculida; Parameciidae.